CUCAGCGAGCCUUCUUUCUCUUCAUGUUGCAGCCAUCAUUCCCUUAAAUUUCUCUUCUUCUUCGUUGCCUCUUCCCAAACUCGUUGUCAGCAUCUUGGUCUCUUGGUCACAGAGACCACUCGAUUUCCUUCUGAAACUAGCUUUUUCACCUCUCUUAAUCGUUUCGCGAACUUCUGGUUUAUGUAGGGUUGUAUACAGAGAUUGCAACGGCAGAAAACCCCAUCGAAUUUUCCUCUACGAUUGCACUUCAGGUUGCGUUGAAACAACUGCUUCGGUUUUUCUUCAACUAGUUUCACUAUUCAUGAUGUUCGAGGCAUUAUAUAGUCUUCUCGGGAGUUGCAUAGAAAUGGCAGGAGGAGGGAAAUAAAGGAAAUAUUUCUUUAAGUUAUAAAGGUAUCCGAAGAGACCCAAGUUAUGAUGCUUUUAUGGUGGUAUAAUCUCUUGAUUAAGUAUUAGUAUUUGAUUAUGGAUAUCAUAGUUCAUGGUUCAAGGUAAGCAACUAUUUGAUAUGUGGUGAUAAAUUGUGAUAUGAAAGCACAGGAUCAAAAUGAAGCAAUCAAAGGAUCCAUUUGAGGCAGCAUUGGAAGAGGAAGAGGAAUCGCUGGCAGGUUCCCCACGAGCUGGUGAAGAGUUACAGGCACAAACUCCUGCAGGACAGGACAUCACAAGUGGGCAAGAAGAUGACAAUGUUGGAUCUGCUAUGAACAAUUCUUUUGACCCAUCUUCAUCUACACGGUUUUCAAUCUCCAAAGCUCCAGUGGGGAAAACCAAAGAUGAGGAUGACGAGGAAGAAGAGGAGAACAUGGAUGUUGAGUUUGGAAAAUUAUCUUCCAGUGCUGAUCCCACUAAGAUGGCCAAAAUGCAGGCUAUUUUAUCACAGUUCACAGAGGAACAAAUGAGUAGAUAUGAAUCUUUUCGAAGGUCUGCACUUCAGAAGUCUAACAUGAGAAGAUUGUUGGUAAGCAUCACUGGAAGUCAGAAGAUCUCUUUACCAAUGACGAUUGUUGUGUGUGGAAUUGCAAAAAUGUUUGUUGGUGAACUUGUUGAAACCGCUCGAAUAGUUAUGAGGGAGAGGACAGAAUCUGGACCAAUCAGGCCUUGUCAUAUCAGAGAAGCCUACAGAAGGCUAAAACUUGAAGGGAAAGUAGCAAGAAGAUCAAUGCCAAGACUUUUUCGGUAAAUCGAUAGAAAGAAGGAUUCUGGAGAAUUAUGCCUACUUGAUCUCUGAUAGUUUUUAAUUGGGAGGCAUGGUGGGUGAUUGAACCUGUAAGAUGAAAUCUCAAGUAAGGCCUUGAGGAGGCAGUCAGUCUCUCUGUAAAGUUGUGCAUUUUUGUUGUCAAAUAGAAGAAUUCAAGAAGAGGUUUGUAUUGAACAGGUGUAUAAUUAGAUGAUUUCACCAGAGAAGUUAAACCAGAUGCUUGCAAGCUCGAUUUAUUCUUGACCAAAGCACUUUCAGUUGAUAAGA
Messenger RNA from Carica papaya (papaya), 1465 nucleotides. RefSeq names its product TBP-associated factor 11 (gene TAF11). Gene Ontology annotation, molecular function: RNA polymerase II general transcription initiation factor activity; protein heterodimerization activity. Gene Ontology annotation, cellular component: nucleus; transcription factor TFIID complex. Gene Ontology annotation, biological process: transcription initiation at RNA polymerase II promoter; RNA polymerase II preinitiation complex assembly. The record is from RefSeq and is a predicted model, not a curated record. NCBI's taxonomy places the organism in Eukaryota, Viridiplantae, Streptophyta, Magnoliopsida, Brassicales, Caricaceae.